AUGGCGCCAAUUCCUAUCACUAUCGUUACAGGGUUUUUGGGUUCAGGUAAAACGACACUGAUUCUGAACCUGAUCCCUCAACUUCGCGCCCAGAACCCAGACUAUAAGCUCGCGCUUCUCAAGAACGAAUUCGGCGACCUUGCGGUCGACUCACAACUCGCCGCCAACUCUGCCAUUUCGGGUGUCCAGGAACUCCUCAACGGCUGCAUCUGCUGUAACCUCGUCGGUCAACUCGGCCCCGCGCUCGAAGAACUAGAAAAGACCGUCACACCCGAUCGAAUCGUUGUUGAAACCAGCGGCUCGGCUUUCCCCGCGACCCUCGCUCUCGAAGUCAACCGUCUUGCGCGUGAGUCCGGCAAGUACAUCCUCGACGGUGUCAUCAGCGUCAUUGACGUCGAGAACUGGAAGGGUUAUGAGGACACUAGCUAUACGGCGCGCAUUCAGGCGCGCUACACCGACCUCAUUGUCUUCAACAAGUGGGAAAAUGUCAGCAUGCUGCGAUACGACGAAUGUCUCGACCGAGUCGGCGAUCUGGAAGUUGACGUUGCCAAGGUCAAGAGCGACAAGGGCAAAGUGUCGAUGGACUUGAUCUUUGGUGUGGAUGGUGGUUUGGCGAAGGAGUUGACAGAGGCAGAUGUUGAAAAGACCAAUGGCCACAGUCACGGCAAUUCCAACGGCACAACAAACGGCCAUUCUCAUAACCACCAAAGCGAAGUCGAGGUUUUGUCAGUUGUCCUGAAAGCUGAUCCUUCAGCACGAGUUUCGACAGAAAAGCUCAUUGCCUUCCUCUCCUCCGCCCCCAAAGACGAAGCCUACCGUAUCAAGGCUCUUGUCUCACUCUCAUCAACGCCCACAAACUCCGAUCCCGAUAUUCCUCCACCAGAGCCAAGCACCUCCGGUCGAUAUAUCCUCAACUGGGCAUUUGGCCGCUGGACGUUCACACCCAUUGCGGAAUCGCUGCAGGAGCAUGACUCGAGCAGUGAUGUUACACUACGCAUGACGAUAAUUUUUGCGCGAUAUGAGAGCAACAAGUGGAAGAAGAGAAUUGAAGCUGGUGGGUUGAUAGAAUUAGAGGGUGGAGAUUCAAGCGAUUUGACUGUUACAAAAAUUCUAUAA
Messenger RNA from Fusarium musae, 1116 nucleotides. RefSeq lists its product as uncharacterized. The record is from RefSeq and is a predicted model, not a curated record. The transcript has a single exon. Bases 1 to 1116 code for a protein of 371 amino acids. Gene Ontology annotation, cellular component: cytoplasm. NCBI's taxonomy places the organism in Eukaryota, Fungi, Ascomycota, Sordariomycetes, Hypocreales, Nectriaceae.